GGAGCUGGUGACAAACUUGUGAUGUCACCAAAACAGCAUCGACAGUCCACAGAAAAUCAACACUGCCUCUCGUUCUUCCUGGGAAAAGACUGCAACAGACAGCAGGGACUAGACAAACCAGAACCGCCGCUCUCUGCUACAAGGCCAAGAUGUCCCUUUCCGGCUGGGUGUGUGUAGUUACUGGUGCCUCCAGGGGCAUCGGCAGGGGAAUAGCGCUCCAGCUGUCUGAGGCCGGAGCUACUGUUUACAUCACAGGACGGCAAGAGAAGACCCUCAAACAAACUGCUGCUGAGGUGACUGAGAGAGGUGGGAAGGGUGUUCCAGUGAUCUGUGAUUCCACAAAAGCGGAAGACAUCCAGGCACUUUUUGAACGGAUCAAACAAGAGCAGGAUGGCAGACUGGACAUCUUGGUGAACAAUGCCUACGCUGGCGUUCCGGAUAUUUUUGACAAUAUGGGUAAGAAGUUCUGGGAAACCGAUCCAUCUGUUUGGGAUAAUAUCAACAACACAGGCCUGAGGGGGCACUACUUUUUCUCAGUUUAUGGAUCUCGCUUGAUGGUGAACCAAGGUCAUGGGUUUAUAGUGACCAUUUCUUCUAUCGGCGGACUGCAUUACCUCUUCAAUGUAGCGUAUGGGGUUGGUAAAGCUGCUUGUGACAGGCUGGCAGCUGACAUGGCGGUUGAGCUGAAAAGCAGAGGAGUGACCUCCAUCAGUCUGUGGCCGGGACCGGUACAAACAGAGCUUGUAAAUCAGUUCGUCAUGCAGAAAGAUGCACCUCAGGGUUUGAAUCCCAAGUAUAAAGAUGUGUUCGCCAAUGGGGAAACUACAGAACUAAGUGGGAAGUGCAUCGUCAGCCUGGCUAAUGAUAAAAAUCUGAUGUCCCUGACUGGGAAGGUGCUCAUGACGUGUGACCUGGCCAGGCGAUAUGGCAUUAAAGAUAUUGAUGGGCGGGAUGUAACAGAUUUUACGUCCCUAAAAUUCCUCCUGACCCAGGUCCCGUACCUCUCCUGGCUUUCAGCAGUCGUCCCCUCAUUUCUUCGCCUGCCUCGCUUUGUGAUCACGCUGGCUACCAGACGCUUAUGAAGGGUUCCCUCAUCACUCCCCACAAUGCCAUACUGCACAGUUUCAAUAUCUGUGCUAAACGGCUCCAUGAAUGACAAAAAUUUUCCUUUUUUUUUUCUUUUUGGAAAGAAGUAGUCUUGAUUCAAUCAAAUCACAAAUAAGGAUAGCAUUUAAUGUUGCAGAUGGGCUGAAGUUGUAUCAAUGAAGGUCCGCAUGAAGUAAGCUUAACAGUAGCACUAAUGUCAGCCAAAGGUGAACCCUCCCAAUGUGAUUGUAACAACACUAAUUGCGCAGUUUAAAGAAGUCAUUUUGAACUAACCACUGAAUGUAUUUCAUUACGAUUGUAUGGAAGAAAAAGAAAAUAGGAACUGGGGUUCCUCUGGGUUGCCAGCUCCUUCUACCUGAAGAUGUUUGAAAGAUAAAAAUGUCAAGUUUAACCCAAUCAGCUGAAAAGAAGUGUGAUUUUACAUUGAAUGUAGAGUUUUAGUGUUAUGUUUAGCCUGCACUCGUACUUAAUUUCUGCUUUUAAUGUUCUUUUUUUUUUCUUGGAUGUGCAGGCAGUCAUUGUUUGUGCUUGAUGCGCUGUUUUGUUUGGCAGGAUCUUCAUUCGUGUAAUGAGCCUUAUUUUUCCCUGAGGGGACACUGAGGUGGAUGUACGGCUGUAGAUAAGCCAGAAGGAACAGCAUCGCCCCUUAUCUGUGAAGGAGUGUCAUCUCAUGUUCUAUAUGUCUUACAGGGUUAAAAAUAGGACUACAAUAAGAAACCAGUUGACAUUCUGAAAUUUCAGCUUGUUUUCUACCUGCCUAAUCAGCUAAUGUAUUUCUCCAACUAAAAUACAAUUCAACAAAGGAUUUUUUUUAAUCUCU
This is a messenger RNA of Xiphophorus maculatus (southern platyfish), 1927 nucleotides long. It is a transcript of the gene dhrs1, whose product is annotated as dehydrogenase/reductase 1. The coding region runs from base 150 to 1082 and encodes 310 amino acids. The record is from RefSeq and is a predicted model, not a curated record. Lineage: Eukaryota; Metazoa; Chordata; Actinopteri; Cyprinodontiformes; Poeciliidae. The transcript has 9 exons.